GUUGUCUCGUCGCCUACUCCCGUUCAACAACUGAUAGCUAAAUUCGGUCAAUUCUGGGCAUAGGACGUAGAUAGACUGUGUACAGUAGUUUCUAGUUGUUACUUGUUGUUAUAGUUGUUGCUUUCAUUUGUCAACAGCGAAAAUAACAAUAUUUUAAUAAUAUUAAUAUAUCCAUGCAAUAAUAUCGCGUUGAUUGCGUAGUACCUACGUGUUUUUGUUUAUUCAUUUUUCGUCGUGCGUGUCAAGAUAUUGUUUUUCAAUAACGACGGGUUGAUCGUCUAGAAGAACAGUUUAUUUGUUCAGAUGACUUGAGACGCUCACACGCCGCUGACAAUGUUUGUAUUAAAAAUAAUUGUCAUCACGUCGGCAAUACUCAACAUCGGUUCACCGGCAGUAAACUGUGGGUCUGACCCAGUAUUUGAGUUUCAGUGUCUAACCCCUGAGUGUGACAGUGCAAUAGUGAAUGAUAAACUCUCAGUGGGAAUACGUCUUAUUAAGCCAAGACAUAAUGUCACCAUUCUUGGUCAAAAUGAUGACAUGUAUUUGGUCAAAAGCUUAAAGGGUAAGAUAUCAAAAAUCUAUAGAAACCAAGUUAGAAUAUUUCAUUUAGCUAACCCUGAACAUUGGAAGUUUAAAGUAAAUGUUUUCAAAAAAAAUUUUGAAAUAUGCGAAUCAAAUAAUCAAGAUAAUGAAGAAAAAGACGAUUCCAGUAUAUCUCAUAUUAGUACAAAUACGGAUGAAAACAUUUUUGAGAUAAGUGAUGGAAAUGAUACUUCAGAAGUUCUUCAAGAUGUAAGCAAUGAAGAUACUGAACAAUAUGAUGAUAAAUUAAAAAACGAAACAGAUUUGUUUCCUUCAGAUUAUGAUAAUGAUAUAGACGAAAGUAUAGAAAUUGAAAGUGAAGAUGAAUCAGAUCUAGAUGAUAAUAUAGUUAUAAAACCAUCAAAAAUUGAUAGUGAUGUUGCAACCCAUUCAGUUGAUAAAAUUUUAUCUACAAACAGUGUCCAGCUUUUAAAUUCUGAUCCUGUUGAUUCUGACAAAAAUAAUAAAGCUAAAACUAUAAGCCAACAAAAUAUCCAUACUUCAACUAGUGAUCAACAAUUAGAAAACAAUUUUUCAACAAAAUGUUCUUUAGAUUCUUGUGUAAACGGAGUCAAAGAAAAUAUUGUUACUGAAAAUUCAAGAAGUAAAAUUUCUCCAGUGAGUACAUACGAUUCUCUUCAACAAAUAAAUGAUAACAUUCAAAUAACACAGCAAUCAACAAAUUUAGAUAAGACAGAUAAUUCAAUAAAUGAAUCAACUAAUAAUUUGUCACCAAAAAACAUUAAUUCAGAAGUUAGCUUACAAGAUGAUAAAAAUAAUGGUACUGAAGAGUCUAUUUUGAAUAAUUCAUAUCAACAAGAAAUUAAACACGUAAAAACUACUCAAGAACCCUCGCAUUUAGAUAGGACGGAUAAUUGGGUAAAAAAAUCAGUCAAUAUGUCACCACAAAUCUCUAAUACAGAUAUUAAUUUACAGGACAAUAAUAAUGGCACUAAUAUGAACAGUCAAUUGCAACAAAAAAGUAAACCUAUACAGACUACUCAACAAUUACCAAGUGAAGCGGAAAAAAUAAAUGUCUCUAUAAAAAAACCAGUUAGUAUUAAUACAGCGCCACAAGACUCCAAUGUGGUAGUUAAUUUAAAAGAAAAUAAUAAUGGUACUAAAGAGUUGAAUGUGAAUAGUUCUUAUCAAGCAAAAAGUGAUGAAGUAGAAACUGUCCAAGAAUUACCAAGCUUGGAGGCAAAAACAAAUGUUUUGAUAAAGGAAUCAGUUAGUGGUGUAGGGUCACAAAAUUCCAAGACAGUUGUAGUUGAUAAUGAUAGUACAGGACAGUUAAAUUUAUCCCAGCAAGAAUAUACAAAUAGUGAUUCUUUACCAGCCAUUACUGAAGCAGACAAUCAACAGGUUAACAACAAUUAUAAACAACCACCUUUAUUAGAAAAAGAAAAGGUAGAAAUAAAUAAUGAAAGUGAAAUUUCAAAUGAUAAUGUUAUGCCUAUUGAAGACAAUUUAAAAGAUAAAAUUAUAUAUCAGUCAGUAGUUAGUGAAUCUAAAGAUGAUAUACCUGUAUUAUCAAAUGAUCACAAAGAAUCUAAAUCUCAAAACAUUCAAAAGGAUAAUUUACCUAAUGUUGAAUCUAAUAAAUCAAAUAAUGAUUCAGCUGAUGCUAAUACAACAAAUUCAUCUCCACUGCAAGAAUUAAUUAAUACAACUAAAAUUGUGACAUCUAAUGAUUAUCAUAAAACAGUUGUUAAUGAAAUGGAUGUAACAGAAGUGUUAAAUAAAAAAUCAAUUGAUCAGUGUACAUCAGCUGAAUGUUUGCAAUCAGUAGACAAUACCCCAAACUAUGAUUAUGAAAUUAUGAAACAUCAAUAUAAUACUGAAAACAAGGAAUUGCCCUAUGAAAAUAUCCAUAAAACUAUAGACUAUAAUAAUAAUGAGCAGUUGAAAGAAUUUGUACCUAAAAGUUUUGUUGCCUCUUUUGGUCAUCCGGAUACUUGCAGUGGAGUUAAUUGUCUUAAUUUUAAAAGAAAUGUAGAAAAAAUAGUUAAGUCUCCACAGCCUUUAAAUCCAAUUCCCAAAAAUCUACAAUCUGAUGAAAUUUCACACUCGUCUAAUAUUGAUUAUGAAAAAGAAAUAGUAAAGGAAAAUAUAAUUAAUGAAAUAACUGAGCAAUCUGUAGUGGAAUUGAGUCUCUUAGAUCAUUUUCAUAAUUGGUUAUCUUCUCCUACGAUGAUUACAAUUGAUUUUGUUUGGAAUAUCUUCAGUGAUAAUUCUAGUGAAUACAAUGAUGUAUAUCCUGAUGCUGUUGAAAGCCAAAAAACGUUAGAACAUAAUAAGAGUAUCAAGCAUUCAGAAUUGUAUUUUAUUGUUGUGGCUGUAGUCACAUUACUAUUUUCACUAAUUUAUUACAAAUAUCAAAACGGAACAUACGAAAAUCAUUUGUUAACAUUACUAGCAGCUAAAGAUCAGAAUUUGUUAAUUAUUGAAAAAGAAUUACUAUUAUUAAAAGAACUAAACACUGGAAAUACACAAUCAACAACAGAAAGAAAUUCUGAAAUUGAAUCUUUGAGUGAUCAUUUGACUAAAUCAGAGGAUAUUAUAUCAUCUCAAGCCAUACGAAUUGAAAAUCUUGAACAAGAAAUUGUAGAAUUAACUGAAAAUGGUAUGGAAAUGCAUACAUUAUUAUCUUCUGCAUUAGAAUCUAGUACACAAAAAAAAGAACAAAUAAACACUUUGAAAGUCAAAUUGGUUGAUUCAGAAAAUUUGAUAGCAGCUCUUACAAAAAAAAAUUUUGAAAAAUCUACAGAACUAGAAAAACGAAUUGACAGUGGAAAAGCUCUUUCAAUUACUGUAGAAGAGUUGACUAAUAAGAAUAAUAGUUUGGCUGAAGACAAAGCCAAACUAUCUUUACAAUUAGAAGAAGUUAUAACUAAAAAUAUAGUAAAAGAAUCAAAACUACAAUCUGAAUUAAAUAAUUUACAAUUUGAAUUGGACAAGCAGACUCAUGAUUUAAUGACUGCUAAAAAUGAAGCUUUAUUGUCUAAGGAAGCUUUACAAGAAAUUAUGUCUCAGAAAUUUAAUCCAGCGGAUAGCAAACAGUUUUCAUCUUCAAUUAAAUUAUCUGCUGAACUCAAAUCAGCAAAACAAAUAUCUGAAGGAUACAAACACAAAUUGAAUGAGGCUUUAAAAUCAAAUCAACAGUUUUUAGAUCAUAUAGAGGUUUUGAAAAGCGAUAUAGUGAAUUUAGAAAAUAACUGUUCAAAAUUAGAAACAAUGAAUGAAGAAUCUGUAAACAAAUUGAAUAUUUUAACAAAGUUUUUUAAAGAACAAGAACAGGAGUACCUUAAACAAAUUAAUGAGAAAGCAGUGUUAUGUGAUGAUAGAGAAGGAGAAUCUAGCGAUCUUAAUGAACGUAUUAAAUCGCUUAACCAAGAAAUUUUCAAUUAUAAAUCAGAAAUUCAAUCAUUGAAGAAAGAAAUAACUGAUCAAGAAACUAGUUUCAAAAUUCAAAUAUCAGCGGCAGAUAAAAAAGCCAGUGAUUAUUGGAUAUCAUUCAGACAAGCUGAGAGGAAACUUAAAGAAAUGGAACUCGAAACUGCACAACUUAGAAAUAAGUUGACCAUGGUUGACAAAAAACUUGAAAAUGGUGCAAAAAGCAUAGAUUCGUCCAAAGAUUUUGAAGAUGAACUGUUGGACAUACCAUUGCCAACUGUGUCUCCUGAUUUCACAUUACUUACAUUACUUGAUUUUGAGCCACCUCCUCCAAUUUUAACUAACCAACGGUUACCUCCACUUGGCGCUCUGGGCCAAGCUCCUAGUCCACCUGCUCCUUUAUCUAGGAGGCACAAUCGAUCGCUAUCACCUGAUUCUCCGACAUCUUUACAAAGGUCUUCCGCAUUUCGUCCAUUAGCUCAAAGAUAUAACUAUAUGAAUCGAGAAAAUUCAUUGGGUCAUUCGGAUGAAUCACUUGACAAAUAAUUAUAUUUUGCACACAUUGUUACUAUUAUGAUAUGCAAAUCUCUGAAAUUAUUUUCAGAAUUAUAGUUUUUGUUAAGAUUAAACGGUUAAUUAAUUAUUA
Acyrthosiphon pisum (pea aphid) is the source of this 4624-nucleotide messenger RNA. It is a transcript of the gene Tango1, whose product is annotated as transport and golgi organization 1. NCBI's taxonomy places the organism in Eukaryota, Metazoa, Arthropoda, Insecta, Hemiptera, Aphididae. The transcript is spliced from 16 exons. The coding region runs from base 334 to 4524 and encodes 1396 amino acids. The record is from RefSeq and is a predicted model, not a curated record.